This is a messenger RNA of Rhodamnia argentea, 1102 nucleotides long. RefSeq names its product chaperone protein DnaJ-like. The transcript has 4 exons. Lineage: Eukaryota; Viridiplantae; Streptophyta; Magnoliopsida; Myrtales; Myrtaceae. The record is from RefSeq and is a predicted model, not a curated record. Bases 202 to 981 code for a protein of 259 amino acids.
AAUUCAUUCCCCCCCACCAGCUGCUCCACCUCUGUAAUUCACUCGUCUUCUUCAACCUCCCUCCAAAAACAACUUAACACCAGCCAAACCCACCAUGGCAAUGCCAUGAGCUUACGCUCUCGCUUCUAGUCACUCUCUUUCACCCGUUUAACCAUACAAUUCGUUCGUUCGUUCUUCUUCUCCACCUUUCGCCGAUCCCCGAUGGGGAAAUUGGAGGGCCACAAGACCGCGGCCGACGAAGCCGCCAAGUCCCGGCUGGUGUCGGACAUUUGCUCUGCCUCCGACCGUGCGGCCGCGUGCUCCCAUGCGGUGCGCCGCGGGCCGGCCCGCGUCGACUGGUACCGCCUUCUCGGAGUGGAAGAAAAUGCAGAGCUGGAUGCCAUUCGGAAACAGUACCAUAAGCUAGCAUUGCAGCUUCAUCCAGAUAAGAACCAUCAUCCAAAAGCUGAGCAUGCGUUCAAGCUCGUCUCAGAGGCAUAUUCAUGUCUAUCUGAUGAUGCAAAGAGAAACGCCUUCAACCUGGAGAGAUGGAGGAACCUGUGCUACGACUGUCAGAGAAUCCGACACACGAGCUCAGCUUCUUCGAAGCUCACAGAUGGAUCAAAAGCCCAGAGAACUUUCACCGGAUUCAGGGACAUCAGGGAGAGGUUCAAAGAGGAAGCCAGGGUGAUAGAGAGCUGCUUGAGAGCCGCCGCAGCACUGAAGCAAGAGACCAUCCACAUUUCGUCGAACACCACGUGCGCAAGCAAGACCCAUCUCGGCAACGCCCGCAGAGAGAGCCCAGUCUUUGACCCAUCGCUCUACAAGGCUGAUGGGUAUCCUCAUCUGAGGACCAGAACGCACAAGAUGCCCGGCAACUUUCGGUGCUCUAGUCAGCGAGAGAGAAACAAGAGCGCGGAGCUCGGUUCUCCAAUCUUCAUGGGCAAGAAAACGUCAGCAGGGGAAGGGAUGCGUAGCAGAUCAGUUUGUCUCCGUUCUUAACAUCCAGAGGAAUUGCUUCAGUCUUCUACUUCAAUUUUCCAAAGGGUAUUUGUCAGAUCAAACUUAGAUUAAACGCGCUAAUACAAGAAAUUGUUGAUGGAUUUCUGCAUCAGUGAGCCGG